Messenger RNA from Betta splendens (Siamese fighting fish), 2778 nucleotides. RefSeq names its product nucleosome assembly protein 1-like 4a (gene nap1l4a). The coding region runs from base 140 to 1219 and encodes 359 amino acids. NCBI's taxonomy places the organism in Eukaryota, Metazoa, Chordata, Actinopteri, Anabantiformes, Osphronemidae. Gene Ontology annotation, cellular component: nucleus; chromatin. The record is from RefSeq and is a predicted model, not a curated record. The transcript is spliced from 14 exons. Gene Ontology annotation, molecular function: histone binding; chromatin binding. Gene Ontology annotation, biological process: nucleosome assembly.
CGUUCAAUGACUGUCGAAUCAGAAUCCAGGAUGCUGAAGCGCGUGUGGUGCCUGCGCGUGGGGGUAGAAGCGCAGACGCGUGAGCGAAGCGGCUAGCGACAAUUCUGCUCAGCUAGAGAGGAAGGAGCUGUCACCGAUAAUGGAUGCAAAUAAAGGUAAAGGGGAUCACAUGAUGCAAAAUCCUGGUGGGCAAAUGGACAGACCUGUCAACUUUCACAUUUUGGAAAGCAUGCUUCCCAAAGCAGUGAAGAGGCGAGUGCAUGCCUUGAAGAGGCUACAGGUGCAGUGUGCUAACAUAGAGGCCAAAUUCUAUGAGGAAGUCCAUGAGCUUGAGAGGAAGUAUGCUGCUCUGUACCAGCCUAUGUUUGACAAGAGACGAGAUAUUGUCACAGGAACUGUGGAACCCACAGACGAAGAGUGUGAGUGGCACAGUGACAGAGAAGAGGAGGAGGAGUUGGCUGAAGGGAUAAAGGAAAAAGCUUCUAUUGAGGAUGCAAAGAAAGAAGUUGUCAAACCAGAGGAAGAUCCAAAAGGCAUCCCUGACUUCUGGCUCACUAUAUUUAAGAGUGUGGACAUGCUCAGUGACAUGCUACAGGAACAUGAUGAGCCCAUCCUAAAGCACCUGAAAGAUAUUCAGGUCAAGUUUUCUGAACCAGGACAGCAGAUGAGUUUCACAUUGGAGUUUCACUUUGAGCCUAAUGGUUAUUUCAACAACGCAGUCCUCACUAAAGUCUACAAGAUGAAGUCAGAGCCUGAGACUUCAGAUCCUUUCUCAUUUGAGGGGCCAGAGAUUAUUGACUGUGAAGGCUGUCAGAUAGAUUGGCACAAGGGCAAGGAUGUGACGGUGAAAACUAUUAAGAAGAAGCAGAAGCACAAAGGCCGUGGCACUGUUCGCACUGUUACCAAACAGGUUCCCAACGAUUCCUUCUUCAAUUUCUUCAACCCUAUCAAAGCCUCAGAUGGAGAGAUGGAUGAAGAGUCUGAGUUCACCCUAGCCACAGACUUUGAGAUUGGUCAUUUCUUCCGUGAAAGAAUAAUUCCUAGAGCAGUGUUGUACUUCACUGGAGAGGCCCUGGAAGAUGAUGAGAGUUUUGAAGAGGAAGAGCUGGAAGAGGGAGAUGAAGAGGAGCAGCUUGAGGAGGGCGACGACGAUGAGGACGAUGGAGAUUGUGACCCCAAGAAAGAACAGCCCCAGCCUGCCGAAUGCAAACAGCAGUAACCAUGGUGAUCAAGGAAGGUGGAAACCUGCUGUCCAUCAAAUCAGUUCUUAGCCAAUCAACAAGUCCUCCUAACGUUGCAGGCCCCACCCUUUUCUGAACUGUCAUCUGAACGCAAUAGAACGCAAACCAAACUGCGUUUUUUACUAUGUGCAUGACUUAUUUUUCUGUCUUGCGCCCAUCUCACUCCUUUUCAUUUGACUUCAUUCUAACUCGGAGCGGGAAGUGACUUGGCUCUAAUUAAUAAACUAUGGCAUCACACGUAUUCUCCAUUGGUACGGUGGAGUAACUUAUUACUGCCAAGAAACUUAGAUCAUCAUCAUCUGGGAAACAGCCAGGAAAAGACGAAAACCCAAGUUUAAUUUCCACUUAAAUAAAUCAGUUACUCAGGGUUUUUUUAAUGCCAACAAGAAAAGUGAGAGUUUACCAGGAAACUGCUGAAUAAGUUUGGCUUAAUCAUUCACUGGGUUUGCUGAACAGUUUUCUUAUGUUUUUUUUUUUUUUUUUAAGAGACAUACAAUGUAUCAUUUGAAUUUUAUUUUUUAAAUGUUCAUUGUCGUGUCAUUGGACUAUUUAUUCUGGUGUCAUGCAGCUGUAUAAAGUGGUGUGUUCCGGAAACCCAGCCACAGUUAUAGGGUCGUUCUAUUGGCUCUUAUUUGGGCUUAGCAGGUCAACAAAACAUGAAUACUGCCAAGUCGUGUUUUCUAUGAUCAAAAUGCAUUUCACACAUCGAAAAACGGUGUCCCAAGUUUAUUGGGCUUAACAAGCAUUUAAACCGAGUACCUGAGAGGACAUGCUUCAAUGCGACAGGCAUGCUUUCACAACUUGUGUGAAAAAGACACAAGAUUUCAGGACACACUGUUACUAGAUAUCCCCGGGCUAAACAUCCCACGAAGUCUGAAUGUUUUCCACAGGAAUGACCGAUUUAAGCAGACGCUGUGGCUGAUCUUCAGUCUUCUAUGAUUACAUAUAAGAUAUACUUCUGGUAUGUAUGUAGUUGUUACUAAAUGUUAUGGAGAGGCAGAGACGGGUCUGUAUGUGAGGUGUUUCGAUCAAAUGUAAAUUCAGUUGCCAAGAAGCCGAAAUUGAAACCACAGCAUCGUCUUUUUCUUAAAAAUGUUUGCCAAUACUCAUUAACUCAGUGUAAUAUAAUUCAGCGUUUAAGAAGUUGUUUAAGAAUAUAUAAAUAUUUCCGUUACUGUCUAAUGAUCGCGUAGAAUGUCUGUGGAAAACAAAUGGAAGGAGUUGCCAAUGUAUUUUGUAUACUGCACUUGGACUUUUAGCCAUUAGGUUGGACACCUUUGGCUGGUGACCGGUCAUUGAUAGCAGCGAUAGUGAAUAAUACCCACACCUCUUAAAAAAUAAAAAUAAAAAAACGAUUGUAGAUCUUAUUGGAUGGAUCUCAGAGCCACGGUUAACAUCUUCAGAUCUAUCACAUUUGCACCGUGUGCUAGCAAUGGCCUUAACUGGUUCUUAUUCACAAUUUGUUACUUGCGCAAUAUUUCUUUUCAAUUUGUACAGAGUUAGGUAAAAUAUUCUAUUAAAGUUGUGCUACAUGGAA